This is a messenger RNA of Mycena citricolor, 1395 nucleotides long. NCBI's taxonomy places the organism in Eukaryota, Fungi, Basidiomycota, Agaricomycetes, Agaricales, Mycenaceae. The record is from the annotation of a GenBank genome assembly.
UUGGGGUGCCGCCAUAGGUCCCGCAGGAGUGCCGCCAUAAGUCCCGCAGGAGUGCUGCAGUGUGCUGUGGAGUCUGCGGCACAUUGUGUUGGAGUGCCGCAGGAGUGAGAUCUCCAUCCCUGCCGCCGAUGACAACAGCGUCUAGAAUAGUGCCGCUCACUGCGCGGAUCAUUCCCGCGUCCAUCAAUGUCUCAGCCGACGUGGACAGCAUGUUGAUCGUCGUCGUCGUUGUCAAGAUCAAUGAUGUGGAGCAUUUGGAGUGCCGCAGGAGUGCGCAGGAGUACCGCAGGAGUGCUCCUGCGGCACUCCGCGGCACUUUCAGUGAGCCCGGAAGAACGGUGGAGCAAGUUCUUGACGAUGUCGCAUGCGCCGCAAAUGGCAGCGACAAAUUCGACGGGCGUGUUCUCGAACUGCCCGGUGGGGUGAAGAUAUAUGAUCAUGAGCACACGGCGCAGGGCGCUGGGUCAUCGGGCCAGUUCAAUUUUGUCUGGGAGGCUGCACAGGAGCUGGCUGAGGUGGUAGACGGUUUCAUCAGCCCCAGUAGCAUCCCUCUAGAGCCAGUGACAGCUCCCUUCUGUCGCGAGUACUACAAAAAUCACGGACAGGAAGUGUUCCUCGUCGGCCCUCAGAUGCACGAUGACGAAUGGGAAGCGCCAUCAGCAGGCUCUGGUCCCAGCGAUGAGAGACUGAAAACAUACUUGAAUGAUGCGCGCAAGACACACGGGCCAAAAUCCGUCUUGUACAUCUCUUUUGGUUCUUGGUACUUCCCCUUGAUGACACCUCAUCUGGUCGAGGCGAUGAUCGACGUGCUGCUCAGUCUCGACGUUACGAUCCCUUUCGUAUUUGUACUCGGUGGAGCGAUGGCUUCUUUGCCAAAAGAGACCAUCGAUCGUAUUCACGCCAGCGGCCGGGGAAUUGUAUGUGCUCACUGGGUCGAUCAAAAAGCCAUUUUGAAGAGUGGCACAAUCGGCUGGUUUUUAACGCACGGCGGCUACAACUCGUUAACUGAGGGGCUGAGUCAAGCCACCCCGCUCAUUUUCUGGCCAGUGGGAGCGGAGCAAGCUCUUAAUGCAGCGAUGCUUUCGACAGGCCCCCGUCCCAUCGGAAUCGAACUGUUCCAGAUUCGCGCUGGUGCUCAACUGGGUCCUUCUCUACGUCCUGAAGCACCCAAAAUCACAGGAGCAGUCGAGGAUGCAAAGACUGAGUUCCAGCAAACAUUCAACGAUCUCAAAGGACCAAGAGGAGAAAUCCUGACACAAAACGCUACCCGCAUCGCGGAACUGUGGCGCGAGGAAAGAAUUCGGGGGGAUACUGUGCACGAGAUCGUCAGGUUGACGAGAUUCUGACAACACGAGAGGAGAGAUUCGCAUCCCAUUCUACAUAGAUAUGAAUUAA